Messenger RNA from Mauremys reevesii (Reeves's turtle), 1806 nucleotides. It is a transcript of the gene TIMM8A, whose product is annotated as translocase of inner mitochondrial membrane 8A. The record is from RefSeq and is a predicted model, not a curated record. NCBI's taxonomy places the organism in Eukaryota, Metazoa, Chordata, Testudines, Geoemydidae.
AUGCGUGGUGGGGUGAUCAUCCCCCCCCGAGCAAGCUGCUGGCAGACACGUGAAGGUCGCUCCCGGCGGCGAGCUGUGUGCCUGGAGCCCGGCAUGGAGGCCUCGUCCCCCGCGGGCCUGGGCGCCACUGACCCGCAGCUGCAGCAUUUCAUCGAGGUGGAGACCCAGAAGCAGCGCUUCCAGCAGCUGGUGCAUCAGAUGACCGAGCUGUGCUGGGAGAAAUGCAUGGACAAGCCUGGGCCCAAGCUGGACAGUCGGGCAGAGACCUGUUUUGUGAACUGUGUUGAGCGAUUCAUAGAUACCAGUCAGUUUAUUCUGAACCGGUUGGAGCAGACACAGAAAUCCAAGUCAGCCUUCUCAGAGAGCCUGUCUGACUGAGCAGGGUAUGGACUUCUCUGUUCCCUUAAUACAGAGAACUGCACAUCAAAUGGGAGAGAGAGAGGAAAAGGAGAGCGGCUGAUGGGACAGCUAUAGAAGACAAGCUGUGGGGAGGUUGGCUCCUUCCUCUGUAAGAUUCUAGAGUGUCCUGUCAUCUGAAUGAGCUGAGAUCAGCUUUUUGUUUUGUCCUUUAAAAUGCCAAUCUUGUGAAAAUCACAGCUAGACAAGAGAGCCUGUAACAGAUGCAUAUUUACUACUCUACUUGGCGGUGUACUGUUCUCAUUCCCACUGACUACCUUUCAUAUACUGGCUUCAUACUGGGAUUGUGUGGACAGAACUUCUUAGGUCAAGCACACUAACUCCAAAAUGUUUAACGGGGGGAGCACACCAAGAUGUCUAGGAGGAAGUAUUCAAGUACUGGAGACAGUGGGGAAUGAAACACUAAGUGAAGAUUAGGAAGGGGACCACUACCUUAAAUGGUCCUGUAUUCAGAAUAGUUUUUUGAUUAACCCUCCACUAAGAGACUAGUGAAUCUUGGUCUUAGAACCACACUGCAGCUGAGUUGAUCUGUGCCUUCCACAUGCCUGUGAAGCAUUGCUAGGGGAGGACAACAGCUUGGGUUGCAGGACUGUACCACUCUGUCCUUUGAGAGAAGAAUUUGCCUAAGGAUGUAGCUAUGGGAAGAGAUUUUAAGCCUCAUUUAAGAUAGUCAGUCAUGUGGCCAAGUAACAGUUGUUUCAAUUAGAAGUGCAACAUUGUUAAAAUUGAUUUGUUCCAUAAACUGCUUUCUCCUGAUCACUGGAAUAAAUAUUAAUUGGAUCAAUUUUUUAAAAUUAGCUUGUUGUGUUUAGGUAGGAGGGCUGGUGGGGAUGUCAGACCUACCUUUCACAUGGGGUGCAGCCUCUCUGCACAUUCCUUGCCUCCUCCAUUUUGUUCACCAUAAAAUAAUUUUUGGGCAGGGAGAGAAUAUGCAGGCUAGUUCUUACAGUUAAACACAAUGGAUCUGUUCUGACUAGAAAGCCUGUAUAUCCUAUUGUGAACUCUGAUUUGCUGUUCGCGGUGGUCUUUCAUGGCCUCUGGGACUGGAUCAGCUCCUCUGCCAACUAAAAAACAAAGAAAGUCCACUUCAUCCGUAAAGCAGAUAAAAUGGUGCAGAUUUCCUUAGGCAAAAACCUCUCUCAUCUAACCAGACUACUACCUCUUGUAAGAAGGAAAUUUGUUCUCAUGACCAUUAGAUCCUCUGUGCCUUUGUAGAGAUUCACCCAACAAGAGGAGUGAUUCUAGUUGGGGUUUCUGAACCAAACAUCUUUUCCCACAGGAAAUAGACCUUCCAUCUCCUCUUAUACAGGUUGCUGAAAAAUCAGCAACUGAAAAGCUUAGGUGUGCUAUUACUCUUCCCUGGAAACCCCAAAUAAAUUAUUGAAAUCA